This is a messenger RNA of Phoenix dactylifera (date palm), 2098 nucleotides long. The record is from RefSeq and is a predicted model, not a curated record. Lineage: Eukaryota; Viridiplantae; Streptophyta; Magnoliopsida; Arecales; Arecaceae.
CUGCAACGAUAAGUAAACCGAGUAACGCCAAUAUAAGACCAUCGACCAUCCUCCCUCUCCACCACUCAACCUUUCUUCACUCAGAGACACGCCAGACGAGCACAGCUGCUAGCCCAUGGCGGCGGGAACCCGAACCCCCCACGUCGCCAUCCUCCCAAGCCCCGGCGUGGGCCACCUCAUCCCCCUCGCCGAGCUCGCCAAGCGCCUCGUCUUCCACCGCGGCUUCGCCGCCACCUUCAUCACGUUCUCUGACUUCUCCUCCCCGGCGCAAGAUGCCUUCCUCAACUCCCUUCCCCCUGGCCUCUCCUCCCUCUCACUCCCCCCCGUCCUCCUCGACGACCUCCCGACCGAUGCCCGCAUCGAGACCCGUCUCUGCCACGUAGUCGCCCGCUCCGUCCCCCGCCUCCGCGACAUCCUCGCCACCCUCAAAGUCACCACCCCCCUCGCCGCCUACGUCAUCGACAUAUUCGGCGGCGACACCCUCUGCAUCGCCAAAGAGCUCGGCGUUCCCCACUACAUGUACUGCACCACCAACUUCACGGUGCUCUCCCUCCUGUUCUACUUGCCCACCCUCCACCGGACCACCUCAUGCGAGUACCGGGACCUCGCCGAGCCGGUCGUCCUCCCUGGGUGCGCGCCCAUCAGGGGAGAGGACCUUGUGAACCCCAUGCAAGACCGGACCAACGAGGCCUACACGUGGGCCCUCCACAUCGCCGGGCGUUCAAGAGAGGCCGAGGGAAUUCUGGUGAACAGUUUCGUGGAGAUGGAACCGGUGGCCUCCAGGAUUCUCAUGGAGAACGAACCGGGGAAGCCGCCGGUCUGGCCGGUCGGGCCACUAAUCCGGGCCGGUUCGAACGACGGCGAGGAGAAUCGCUCCGAGUGCUUGGAGUGGUUAGACCGUCAACCUAGUGGGUCGGUUUUAUUCGUCUCUUUCGGGAGUGGUGGGACCCUGUCCACGGAGCAGCUGAGGGAGGUGGCCUUUGGGCUGGAGAUGAGUGGGACCCAGUUCCUGUGGGUUGUCCGGUGUCCGAGCGACACAGAGGCUUAUGGUGCCUUCUUUGGCGACAAGGGGGCGGACGACCCACUCAACUAUUUGCCGGAAGGGUUCUUAGAGAGGACCAAGGGGUCCGGUUUGGUGGUCCGGUUCUGGGCUCCGCAGGUUGAAGUGCUGCGCAACGGUUCGACCGGGGGUUUCUUGACUCACUGCGGGUGGAACUCGACCCUGGAGAGCGUGGUCCAUGGCGUGCCCAUGAUUGCCUGGCCGCUGUACGCCGAGCAGAGAAUGAACGCAGUGAUGCUGUCGGAGAGCGUGAAGGUGGCGAUGAGGCCGGAGGUUGGAAAGGACGGCGUGGUCCGGAGGGAGGAGAUAUCGAGGGUGGUGAAAGAGUUGAUGGAGGGGGAGGGAGGGAAGGCGGCGAGAGACCGGAUGGCCGAGCUCCGGGAGGCGGCGGCCAGGGCCUUAACGGAGGAGGGAUCGUCUUACAAGUCGCUCUCCGAGGUGGCUGGAAAAUGGAAAGCUGGAAUAGCCGUGUGAGAAACGGAUGGCGUUUGUUUUGCUGUUUGGACAUUUGUCUGGUGAUAAAAUAACGUGCGUCUAUUUUGACUGUUUCCUCGGUUUUCCCAUGUUGUCGUUCAUCCGUGUGGCUUUUGCUGCUCUCUCAAAUGUACGCUUUAAUGCUCCCGGUCUUCGUUCUUCGCGUCAAGCGUAGAUGGGUGGACGUGAUCUUUGUUUAAGAAUCGUAGAUUUUUUUCUUUAUUAUGAUUGUUGAGGGAACUAGAAUAACUUCGUAUUCAGAAAAAGAUUAUUUUUUUCCGGAGGCUCCCUUUUUUAUCUUUUCUUUUUAGUGGACGAGAAAGAAAGCGCAUGCAAUUAAAACUAUGAAAAAAAAAAAAAGGAGAUAGCGACAGGAAUUUGUUGUGUUCAUAAAUUUGGAGUGGCGCAGCUUUACUUGAUUCCUCCACAAGACGACGGCAAGUUGGCCUAAUUCUGAAAAUAAAAUUGGAGACCGCUUCGCUUGAUUCCUCCACAUAACGGCAAGUUGGCUUCUGAAAAUGAUAUUGGAGAGACCGAUGUAUGUUAAUCUUACAAGACGAAUUU